Molecule: messenger RNA, 7444 nt
Organism: Amblyraja radiata (thorny skate)
Lineage: Eukaryota; Metazoa; Chordata; Chondrichthyes; Rajiformes; Rajidae
Product: multidrug resistance-associated protein 5-like
Exons: 30
Coding region: 506-4759 (1417 amino acids)
Biological process (GO): transmembrane transport
Cellular component (GO): membrane
Molecular function (GO): ATP binding; ATP hydrolysis activity; ABC-type transporter activity
Source: RefSeq, a predicted model, not a curated record
UAUGACCCAGGCGGCGCUGUUUCUGACGCAACAAUCUCAAAUCUCUCUAUUAGGCAUAGCAUAUGUCCUUUGUGUAACCGUCCGGAGACACUUAGUUAGACCAGAUGAAAUCCCUCGACCUUCAUAAUCGGUAUCAUAACAUUGGUUCCUCAUUCCACUGAGCCAGCUACGUUUCCACAGUUAUGAAGCUAAAACUCUAGGUCAAUGCUAUUUGGCGAACUCGAGUGAUUGAUUUGAACUCAGUAAGAACAAGCAGUAGGAACAUUGAUGGUGUUUUUCCUCUCCGGUAUCUGUACAGUUAGGGAAUUUCCACUCUCGAGAAGUUUAAUGAAAAUCGUCAACGUAAAAGAGACAGGACUGCGGUUGUUGCAAUGUGAAUAGCAUUGGUGCCAAAGACAAAACGACAGGAAACAAUGUCUGCAGUUCCAGUUGAUUCUGAUUACAUUGUGGAAGCAUAAGAAAACAGAUGUGGAGACAGAUCUGUUUUCCAACCAUUUAGUCUCACAUGGAAAAGGCCGAGGCUUGUUUUAGUUCUGAUCCCACAGCUGAGUUUCACCCAAAUGCACCCGAGGAAGAAUGUCGAGAAGAAGGUUUCACCUCCAGCAGUUGUGCCAGCUCCAAGAUGCUGGAGGAAGAGGAUGAUGGAAAAGGGUGUAGGGGAAAGUACCAUCAAAGUCUCCACCUAUUCAAACCCUUUCGGACUACACAGAAGCACAAGCACCCAAUUGAUAAUUCAGGCCUCUUCUCUUUUAUGACCCUGAAUUGGCUUUCUCCACUAGCAUGGAAGGCCUACAAAUAUUCUCGUCUAGAAAUGACUGACCUUUGGAAUUUAUCCUACAAUGAGUCCUCUGAAGCGAAUUCUCGACGCUUUGAGAAACUAUGGCAGGAUGAACUAAAGCAACAUGGACGAGAGAAGGCCUCUCUGGGGCGAGUAGCUUGCCGGUUUUGUCAAACAAGGGCUUUCAUCUCUGUUGGCUGCCUGAUGAUUACAAUGAUUGCCAGCUUUGUUGGACCAGCCGUUGUCAUUAGGAGAUUGCUAGAAUAUGCGCAGGCUCCAGAGUCAAACCUUCAAUAUGGCCUGCUGUUGGUUUUGGGCAUUUUCAUGGCUGAGUUAGUGCGUUCAUGGUCAUUUGCACUGACCUGGGCUUUAAACUAUCGCACUGGAACUCGGCUCCGGGGUGCGUUACUUACCCUGGCUUUUGAAAAAAUUCUGAAGCUACGAAAUACGAAAGAUGUCACAAUUGGAGAAUUGGUGAACAUCUGCUCAAAUGACGGACAACGUCUCUUUGAAGCGGCCUCUGUGGGUUCCAUGUUGACAGGAGGUCCUCUUGUUGCCAUGCUAGGAAUUAUCUAUACAGCUUUGUUUCUCGGCCCUACUGCUCUGCUGGGGUCUGCUGUUUUCAUUUUUAUCUAUCCAUUACUGAUGUUUAUGUCCAGGUUGACAACUUAUUUCAGGAAGCAAUGUAUUGCAGUCACAGACAGACGUGUGCGGCUGAUGAAUGAAAUUCUAAACUGCAUGAAGUUCAUUAAGAUGUACACCUGGGAAAAACUGUUUGCCGAGAAGGUUCGCUUGAUCAGAAGCAGAGAGAGACACUUUUUGGAAAAAGCUGGUUAUGUGCAGAGUAUCACAGUUGGAGUUGCUCCAAUUGUGGUUGUUGUAUCCAGUAGCUGCACAUUCACACUACACAUGGCAAUGGGAUAUGAUUUAAAUGCAGCUCAGGCAUUUACAGUUGUUGCAAUCUUCAAUGCAAUGACCUUUGCCUUGAAAAUUACACCCAUAUCUGUGAAAGCCCUGUCAGAGGCAUCUGUUGCUGUGGGCAGAUUUAAGCAUUUACUUUUAAUGGAAGAACUAGAAGUUGUAAGAAAACAGCCCAUUAGCUCACAUAAUGACAUAGAAUUUUGUGAUGCUACCUUGGCAUGGGACAGCAGCAGUACUUCUUCUUUUGAGAGAAAAGCAGAUUCAAACAAGGAUGAUGUGAAGAAGAUUAAAAAAAGGAAGGCAAGAGGGAUGGAGAAGAAAAAGUUGAAUCUUUAUGUUCAAGCUGACUCAGAAAAUUCACUUGUCAAACAAAAUGAUCAUCUGUUGCAUGGCACUAAAUUGCAAUUUGAUCACGACAACCUACACGUUAACUUAUCAUCUCCAAAGCCCAGAUUCCAGGCAACCCUGCACCACAUCAACUUAAAUGUCAAACAGGGUAACCUGGUAGGAAUUUGUGGCAGUGUGGGAAGUGGAAAAAGUUCCCUGAUAUCUGCUAUCCUGGGUCAGCUGAUAUUACUUGAAGGGACAGUUGCAGUGAGAGGCACAUUUGCCUAUGUCGCCCAACAGGCAUGGCUUUUUAAUGCAUCUUUACGUGAUAAUAUCUUAUUUGGUAAAAGCUAUGAAGAGGAAAGGUAUCAUAAAGUAUUGGAGGCUUGCUGUCUUUAUCCUGACAUCGAAGUCUUACAGUCUGGAGACAUGACUGAGAUUGGAGAACAUGGUGCCAAUCUCAGCGGAGGGCAGCGACAACGGAUAAGUCUUGCACGUGCUCUGUACAGUGAUCAAAAUACUAUCCUCCUGGAUGACCCAUUGAGUGCAGUAGAUGCCCAUGUGGGAGCUCACAUGUUCACAAAUGCCAUUAAGCGAGGAAUGAAGGGGAAAACAGUUCUCUUUGUCACGCACCAGCUUCAGUAUCUUGUAGACUGUGAUGAAGUGCUGUUCAUGCGGGAUGGAUGUAUUGCUGAACAAGGCACACAUGAGGAUCUAAUGACUCUUAAUGAAGACUAUGCUGCGCUAUUUAAUAGCAUGCAGCAAGCUAAUCUUAUUCAGAAUAACCUAAGAAACACUGUAAAAAAAUCUGAAAAUAAGCCUGGGAAUUUACUUUCUAUGAGCAAGUCGGUGUCCAUUGUCCAUGACAAGAAGAAGGAAGCAGACCAGCUUAUGCAAGCAGAGGAAAAAAGUGCUGGCUCUGUGUCUUGGUCAACGUAUGGAAUUUACAUCAAAGCUGCAGGAGGUACAUUCAUCUUCCUUCUGAACAUUCUUCUGUUCCUACUGACUGCUGGCAGCAUAGCUUUCAGUAAUUGGUGGCUCAGCUAUUGGAUUAAUCAGGGCAGUGGGAAUACGCCAGUGACCAAGGGGAAUGUGACCUACAUCAGCAAUAGUAUGAGAGACCAUCCGAAUCAGAACUUUUACACUUGGGUUUAUGCUGCAUCCAUGUUGUCUGUACUGCUCUUCAAGGCACUACGUGGAUACAUAUUUGUGAAGUGUACCUUGCGGGCUUCCUCCAAGCUGCAUGAUGCUUUAUUCAAAAAAAUUCUCAAGAGCCCAAUGAAAUUCUUUGACACAACUCCUUUGGGCCGCAUUCUGAAUAGGUUUGCCAAGGAUAUGGAUGAAGUGGAUGUGCGGCUGACCACUCAGACUGAAAUGUUAAUCCAAAAUAUUAUUCUUAUAUUGUUCUGUCUUGGUGUCGUCAGCACAGUCUUCCCAUGGUUUCUGGUUUCAGUUUUACCUCUCUGCAUUAUCUUCAUGAUUGUUAACAAGAUUUCAAGGGUUUUAGUUCGUGAACUUAAGAGAAUGGACAGUAUCAGCCAGUCACCGUUUAUAUCUCACAUUACCUCCAGCAUCCAGGGUUUGUCAACUAUUCAUGCUUAUGACAAGGAAAGUGAGUUCCUACAAAAGUAUCAAGAACUACUGGAUUGUAAUCAAGGCCCACAUUUCCUAUUCAGCUGUGGCAUGCGAUGGCUGGCUGUACGCCUUGACCUCAUUAGUAUUAUACUCAUCACCAUAGUUUCAGCAAUGAUGAUUUUCAUGCAUGGAAGGAUUUCACCAGCCUAUGCAGGUCUUGCCAUCUCCCAUACAGUGCAGCUCACAGGACUUUUUCAAUUUACGGUCCGCCUAGCAUCAGAAUCAGAAGCCAGGUUCACAUCUGUAGAGAGGAUCAGGCAUUACAUAAUGAAUUUGGAAUCAGAAGCACCAUCUCAUAUUCCAGAGACAGCACCUUCUCUCAACUGGCCUCGGGAAGGACAAAUCCAGUUUCAUGAAGUGGAAAUGUGUUACCGUGAAAACCUACCACUUGUACUGAAGAAAGUUACAUUUACCAUCAAACCCCGGGAAAAGAUAGGCAUUGUAGGGAGAACAGGAUCAGGGAAGUCAUCCCUGGGAGUGACAUUGUUCAGACUGGUAGAAAUUUCCAGUGGUGCCAUUACAAUAGAUGGUGUGAAGAUCAGUGAUAUUGGACUGGACGAUCUUCGAAAGAAACUAUCCAUUAUCCCACAGGAACCUGUGCUAUUUGCUGGGACCAUUAGAUCAAACCUGGAUCCUUAUAAUCAAUAUACUGAUGCUCAAAUUUGGGAUGUGUUAGAAAGAGCUCACAUGAAAGAAAAUAUUUCACAGCUGAAUAAGAAACUUGAUUUUGAGGUCAUGGAAAAUGGAGAGAAUUUUUCUGUGGGUGAGCGGCAGUUGUUGUGCGUGGCACGGGCUCUUCUACAACACAGCAAGAUUUUAUUGCUGGAUGAAGCCACCGCUGCCAUUGACACUGAUACUGACGUAUUGAUUCACAAGACCAUUCAGGAGGUUUUUUCCAAUUGUACAAUGCUGAUCGUAGCACAUCGUCUUCACACAGUUUUGAACUGUGACAGGAUAAUGGUGAUGGACCAGGGAGAGAUUGCUGAAUUUGACAGCCCCAGUGUGCUACUCUCCAAUGACAAUUCAAGAUUCUAUGCAAUGCUUAGCUCAGUGGAAAACAAAAUAGUGGCUCCGUCAUCUAGCAGCGUAUCUCCAUGAUCAGCAACCAAGGAACAAUUGACCAAACUGUUUCUGGCUCAAUUAUGAUUCAGCUCUGAGGGACCUUCAUCAUAAUAAGUUAAGAAAAACAUCAGGAUGCUUUGUGGAUGGAUAAAGUAUUUCAAGUAAAAUGUCACUCAUGCAUACAUUAUUUAUUAUCUCUUGGAGGCACCAUAAUUCAUCAAGUAAUUUCAAUAGUGGUUAUUCCUUUAAAAGGGGAAUACGUGAUGAAAUGUACACAGAUAAAUUUGUUCAGGGAUGCUUUAUGUCGAGGUUUGGUGCUUGGAAAUGGAACUAUUCUGUUCACAAUUAUAAAAUAUUUACUGUUAAGUCGAUGGAUUGCUUUUUACUUUAUAAACCAAAGCAUCCUUUUAACAUCCUUUGUGAAGAACUGCUCCUUGCCAAAAGCUAAUCUCUAAACACGAAAUAAUGAAUGGCAAAUACAUACUUAUGAAACAGUAUAUCAGAAGUGAAGAAAUUAAUGGGCUGUUUAAGGAAAUCCUGGAAUAAAGGACUGUCGUUGCUAUGAACAGUAAUAUAUUCAUUAGAAAUGCAUUUUCUUUCCCCUUAUAUUUAUUUACCCUUCCUAAUUUUGGUUCAAUAGAAUAGGGAUAUUUUUUCAAUACAAUUUUGUGCCAUCAUCAAUAGAUCUUUUGUUAUUUUAUAUCACACAGUGUGCUGCACUGUUCACUUGAACCCAUUUACUGGGGCAGCAGAUAAUUAAUUUUUACCCCGUCAAUGUAAGAUGUAGUUCAUACCAUUGAAGAUUAGAUCCCAUAAUCUUUCUCAGAGCAGUAACCAAUAUUUCACAUAUUUUACACUCCGCUAUGAAAAUAAAAUAUGUUCAGAUGAGAACCAGCUCACCAGUGUCAUGGUCCAUUGAGUGUACCAUUGGUCAAUGUGCAAAUUAAGAUCUGAAUCGUGUCACAGAUCUAACUGCCAAUCAUGUAUUCGCUCAUUAUCAGAUUCUUCUAAACAGAUUAUAGAUGUCAGUGGAUUAACAUUUUCAAUAUUAUUACUGUAUUUAGAAUGAUAAGCUACAGUAAGCUUUUGAAUAGGGUCAAGGCAAUUCAGAAAUAUUAAAGGGUUUAAUAAUGCACAGCAUAUCAAUUUCAAACUCAAAAUGUGAUUUUUUUAAUGGCCAUCCAUUGUCAAUAACCAGAAUAUAUAUAUAUAUAUUUAUCAGAUGCAAUAUCCAGGUUUUUUUUAAAGUCUCUGAGAUGCUUUGAAAAUCUUAAGCAGGACUGCCAUGGCUGUAUACAUGCUGACAUGAUCAGAACCAUACGAUCAAUGAUCUUUGAGGACCAGGGAACUUUUAUGAAAUGUUACAAGGUGACAUUUCUAUCUUUUAUGAAAUGUUCUUUAUUUUAUUCUUAUUUUUCUGGAAGAUUAGGUUAAACAUCUAGUAUUUUGUAAAUACAUUAACAUCAGUGAUAUGUAAACACACAUUCUCUGAUACAAUCAGCAUUUGUAUUUAAACCCAAAGGGUACAGAUCCUAUUAUAAUGAUUUUUUUUUAAAACUAGCUUUUAUUGUAUUAAUGGACAUGUAUUAAAAAUAACUUUACGGUGGGGGAAAAAGAAGAAAUCACCUCUUUUGUCAGUAUUAUAUUUUCAUAGAUACCUUCACUAUAUCCUGAGGUGAAAGAGAUUACCGUAGUUAAAAAGAGUGACAGUUCAUCUGUUCAAUUUCAGAAUUGUUGCACUCUGUAUAAAAAACACUAUGUGACUGGUACUCAGAAAGUUAACAAAUGCUUGAAGGCAUUUACCUAGAAUGUUUGGUGUGCUUAUGGCAACCUCCAGUUGUAAAUUUGCUAAUGACCCCAAGAAGAGAGUGCACACUUAAAUGAACAUUUGCACUUUUCCCAGUUUUCUGAUGAUAUUCUGUAAAACAUUCACAGAGAUUUGGAAAAUCUCGUGAAAACUAGGCUUCAGUUCUUCAACCUCAAGACUGACAUGAAUAUUCGUCUCUGCAAACAGUCUGCUGACGGUUACGACCUAUGUUUGGUUAAACUAGAAGCUACACCUAAUUUAUUUUCAGUUCCUCACAUUUCUUACUGAUAUCUUAUAACAUGACCCAUGGCUCUACGCCCAAACAUUAAAAAAAACUUGAUUAGCACAUUAGUUAUUCUAAAUCAUAAGAAACAGGUGUUUUGGUAAUGUUGAAUAAAAUGCAUUUAGUUUUGACAGUAUAAAUGUAGCCAUUCGACCAGAGUCUACCCUGAUUUGAUAAAUAAGAAUUCUGCAGAAUUCAUUGAUUUCAUAACAAGACUUCACAAUGAUAACCUUUAUGCAUAGUAUUUCUAUGUGAGUGGUUAUGAGGUGAAUUUUGCUGAAAUGCACAAUAUUCAUUUGUUUUAUGUUUUUAGCUGCAAUGACAUGCUUAAAAUUGUCAAAGGGAUUGUGUACUAGUGUUGUUUUAAAGGUAUUUAUGAGGAGUUAUUUAGAAUCCCAAGUACAAAAUAUAAAAAUACUGUCCCUGUUCCAGUAAUGGACAGUAAAACAUUCAUCACAACUCGUGCUUCACAGCUUCAUAAAAAAUGGAGUCUUUUUAUAAAUGUUUGCGUCUAGACCUUUCAUCUUCUCGGGUUCCAUUUGUAAAGUUGUCUCUCCAUGUGUUAACAUAAUCAAAUACUUUUGGAUGUAAAAUGGAACUUCCAAAACAAUAAAGUUAUUUUUAUACCAUA